Scophthalmus maximus (turbot) is the source of this 3050-nucleotide messenger RNA. It is a transcript of the gene hyls1, whose product is annotated as HYLS1 centriolar and ciliogenesis associated. The coding region runs from base 709 to 2979 and encodes 756 amino acids. The record is from RefSeq and is a predicted model, not a curated record. Gene Ontology annotation, biological process: cilium assembly. NCBI's taxonomy places the organism in Eukaryota, Metazoa, Chordata, Actinopteri, Pleuronectiformes, Scophthalmidae. The transcript is spliced from 11 exons. Gene Ontology annotation, cellular component: centriole; non-motile cilium.
UAGCUGAAACUUUCACAUUGUUUCAUGAAACUUUCACGUUACAACGUUGUUAUAAUAAUACGUUUUCACGCUAUAACUUGAAAACGUAUUCAAGUUAUUUCGUGAAAGUUCCCUGCUAUAGCGUGAUAAUGAUCCGUCAUUACUUUUUUGCCGUGGCAGCAAUGCACUGCCGCAAACAAAGAUGGCUUUGCUAAUAACUUAAACGUUUUAAUGUAAAAAAAACAAAAAAACGUAUUGUUAUGACAUGUUAUGACAUGAAACCUGAGUGCAGACGGAGAACGCACUGUCCUAAAUUGAGGAUAUGGCUCAUUCAUUACAACAUCUGUUAGGAGGGAGAGCCUGCUGUUUAAACUCUGGAAGGCGGGAUGACGUGGUUCUAACUAUAGUCUGAGACUGGAACAUUGUUCUCUAGCCGAAUAUUUGAAAGUUACUGGAAAACACCCAGACGCUCUGUGUCAAUGUGGAGACUCGGAAUCACCCUGCGCUACAUUGUACCUCGGGAACUCAGAGCUCGGAACUCGGAAGUCGCGUUUAUCGAUCCAGUAUAAUCUCGGAACUUGGAAUUACAGACCAAUUACAGAAUUGCAACUGGAACAACCCUCCGAGUUUGGGAAAAAAAUCACCACCCCGACUUCCGAGCUCCGACUUCCGAGGUACAAUGGAAGGCAGGAUUUGACACUACAUCCUUGAUGUAAAGCUGAGGAUACGAUGGACAACCUGGAUUUCUCAGAUGAGGAUUUCUUCCGGCAUUUACCCAAAGGAGACCAUGAGCGACCACUCCACCUCCUGAGACUUAGCUCUAAGUGUGACUCAGACACAGACAGCUACACGUCUGUCCCGGACACUCAGGGGCGACGCUUCAUCAAGAGAAAAGUCCUCAGGAAACACAAAGGAGAACCUCAUGUCUGUGAUGAAUCAUUCUACAUCGAAGACUCAGACUCAGCGAGCUUCACUGGAAAGAGUUCUGAAGAUGGAAAUUAUGAUGAUGGUGAUGGUGAUGAUGAGGACGAGGACGAGGAGAUUGAGCGAGUGGUUAAAGAAAAAGAGGCAGAGCACUCUCUCAUAGAGGCUUCAGGCGAGGAGAAACCUGAGGUCACUGACCAGGAGAACGUCACUGGACAGAGUUCUGAAGAUGGAAGUGAUGAGGAGGAGGAAGUCGAGGAGGAUGAGGCGAUUGAGCAAGUGGUCAAAGAAGAAGUGACCAUAUCUGUUCCCGAGGCAGAGGACUCUCUCCUAGAGGCUUCAGAGGAGGAGAAGGAGAACUUCACCAUAGAGCGUUCGGAAGAUGGAAGUGAUGAGGAGGAGGAAGAAAUUAUUGAACAAAUGGUUAAAGAAGAGUCCAAACUUUCAGCCGAGUCAGAGGACUCUCUCCAGGAGACUUCCGACGAGGAGAAACCUGAGCUGAACAGCCAGGAGAACUUCACUGGACAGAGUUCUGAAGAUGGUAGUGAUGAUGAGGAGGAUGAGGACGAGGAGAUUGAGCAAGUGGUCAAAGAAGAAGACACCAAACCUGUUGCCGGGGCAGAAGACUCUAUCCAAGAGGCUUCAGAGGAGGAGAAACCUGAGGUGAACAUCCAGGAGAACUUCACUGGAGAGAGUUCGAGAGGUGGAAGUGAUGAUGAUGGGGAGGGAAAUUGCACCAGCAGUUGUAGUAGUCCAGCUCUGAGUCGGAUGACUUCAGGCUACGGCACCUACAGGCCGGAGGAGCAGGGGAGAGGGGACUACAGAGAUGACCACACCAUUACUGAGUUCGACCAAGACAGUCGAGGAGACGUGUCUGAGAUGAGAGACAAGGAGGAGGACGAUCGUUCACUGAGCAGCUUUGGAGGGUUUGACAUCGUCUCCACACGUGAGCCAGUACCUGAACCUAAUAUGGCUCAGGAAGAGGUGGAUGUCGCAGAAACAAAACCAACAGACGAUCUUUUGAUGGAAGAUCUACGAGCUGAGACCAAUGAAACAUCAGAGGGGCAACAACAAAUACCACAACAACAGCAACAACAACAACAGCCCCACGUGGCUGGAAACCAAGAUGCGUUCUUGUUGGAUGAGAAGAGUUUGGAAGAUGGGAGGGAUCGUGAAGAGGGAAGACGACACAAAGAGCUCGAUGAGGAGGCGCAGGACCUUAAAGAGGACAAGGAUACGGUGAAAGUAGCCGAGGACAAAGUGGAGUCUGAAGAUCCAGACGAGUGUUCGAGCAACAAGGACAUCGAGGUCCUCGACUCCAAAGUGGAGUCUGAAGAUCCAGACGAGUGUUCGAGCAACAAGGACAUCGAGUUCAUUGACUCCAAAGUGGAGUCUGACGAUCCAGACGCGUCUUUGAGCAACAAGGACAUCGAGGUCCUCGACUCCAAAGUGGAGUCUGACGAUCCAGACGAGUGUUCGAGCAACAAGGACGUGAGGUUCACCGACUCCAAAGAGGAUGUUAGCUGGAUGACGUAUGACAUUAUGAGUGAGGAGUGGGAGGAAAACCUCAGAGAGAAGAAGGACUCGGCGAGCUGUCUGGAGGAAGGCCUGUCGAAGCUUCACCUGUCCACGUCCACGCAACCCGACUUUGACACGGAGAACUCCACCAGUCCGAGCGACAGCCCCGCGAACGAGAGGCUCUCGUUGAGCGCUUUUGAAUCGUACAUCAGAGACAUGAUUGAUACGCAAAGUGAUGGUGACCACAGGCCCAAAUCCAAAUCCUUCAUCCGACCGGUUAUCAGCCAGCACACCAUCAAGAAGACGGACCCAGUCGCCAAGUAUUUCCAGUAUAAGCAUCAUUGGGACCGGUUAAAGCUCCCGGGAGAGCGCGACAGAAGAGCUCUCCGCUGUGAGAUAAAGGAACGUCUUGCAUACCAGCCUCCACCACCUAAACCCCGGAGGGUCUACGUGCCCAACACGUACGUCGUGCCGACGGAGAAGAAGCGUCCGGCGCUCUGCUGGAAGAUCAGGAGCGACCUGGCCAACGGCAUCGCUCCGAGCAAGUUCAACUAUUGAUGUCAGACCCGUUUUGUUCUCCACCUGCCUUUUAGAUACUUUUAAUAAAGAUUUGCAUUUGUUUGUUUUAA